UGAAAAGAUGGCGGCGGCAGGGCCCAGCUAGCCCGAAGCAGCAGCACGGCGAACAAAACCAACCUCGAUAGCAGGCCCAAAAGAGGGCGGGGAAAUCGAGCCGGGACUCAGCAACAGCCCGUGGGGGAAGAAAGGAAUGGAUUUUCCGCAACAUAGUCACCAAGUUCUGGAACAGCUGAAUCAGCAAAGGCACCUUGGACUGCUGUGUGACUGCACCUUUGUCGUGGAUGGCAUCGACUUCAAGGCACACAAGGCAGUGCUGGCUGCAUGCAGCGAAUAUUUCAGGACAUUGUUCCUGGAUCAGAAGGACGUGGUGCAUCUGGACAUUAGUAACGCAGCAGGUCUCGGCCAGGUGUUGGAAUUCAUGUACACAGCCAAGCUCAACCUGACAGCGGCGAAUGUUUUUGACGUGCAGGCAGUGGCCGGCUUCCUUCAAAUGCAUGACAUUGUGAGCACGUGUGCAACUUUCAUCGAAGGCAAGUCCUGCACACCAGCACCGUCUCUCACCAAAGAGGAGCCUUCUGCUUCAGCUCAUGACGUGGAGCCGCAGAACAGUGACGAGAAAAAGGGAAAGGAACAGAGUGUAGAUUCUCCUGGAAAAGAGAAGAAGCCAGCUGUCGAAGCGAGGGCAGAUGGACCAGCAGAGUCAGAAGAUGAUGACGCAGCAAUGGAGUUUGAAGAUGAUGAAGAUGAAGAUUACAAACCCGGAGACAUGGUGAAAGAUGCUGUGUCAAAGAUAUAUGGAAAACGUCGGCACUUCUUUGCCAGGAAAAGCACUUCGAGUGACAGUAAAGACUGCAGUGCUGCGGAGAGUCCCAAGGAAGACAUGGCAGAUGAUGAACUGAAGGAGACGGACACAAUGGUGCAUGAUAACACCGACGUACAGGAGAAUGGGAGUGAGUUGGCACACAGUCACGGAGACGGCCAGGCGCAUUCUGAGUACAGCGAGAAGCUGGAUGGUGCCUCAGAGUCGGAUGCAACGCUGGAGGAUCAGGACAGCGCUCACGAUACCAGGCGUCGUCGCUUUGGCCCCUACAUUGACCGCACCGAAUCGCGUCCUUACGGGUCAAUAACGCACAAGUGUAAGGACUGCGGGAAAGAGUUUACACACACUGGAAACUACAAGCGGCACGUCCGCAUCCAUACCGGAGAGAAGCCCUUCUCUUGCAGAGAGUGCAACAAGGCGUUCUCGGACCCUGCUGCCUGCAAAGCGCAUGAGAAAACGCACAGUCCAGUCAAGCCUCACUCCUGCGAGGAGUGCGGGAAGAGCUACCGGCUGAUAAGCUUGCUGAACUUGCACAAGAAGAGGCACACGGGCGAGGCCAAGUACACGUGCGAUGACUGCAGGAAGACCUUCACCACCUCCGGCAAUCUGAAGCGCCACCAGCUGGUGCACAGUGGUGAGAAGCCCUACCAGUGCGACUACUGUGAGAGGUCGUUCUCCGAUCCCACCGCCAAAAUGCGGCACCUGGAGAUGCACGAUGCUGACAAGGUUCACAAGUGUCCCCACUGUGAGAAGCGAUUUAACCAGCUGGGGAACUUGAAAGCCCACCUGAAGAUCCACAUUGUAGACGGGCCCCUGAAGUGCAGGGAGUGUGGGAAGCAGUUCACCACAUCAGGAAACCUGAAGCGCCACCUGCGGAUCCACAGUGGAGAGAAGCCGUACGUCUGCCCACACUGCCAGCGAGCUUUCUCUGAUCCCGGAGCGUUGCAACGCCACGUGCGCAUUCACACAGGUGAGAAGCCUUGCAUUUGCAUCAUUUGUGGGAAGAGCUUCACGCAGGCGAGCUCCCUGAUUGCUCACAUCCGACAGCACACCGGGGAGAAACCGUACGUCUGUGAUCGCUGUGGAAAAAGAUUUACACAGUCCAGUCAGUUGGCCAAUCACAUUCGGCACCAUGACAAUAUCCGGCCGCACCAGUGCCACAUCUGUAACAAGGCGUUCGUCAAUGCCGGUGACCUUGCCAAACACGUCAUCAUCCACACAGGUGAGAAACCCUAUCUCUGUGACACAUGUGGACGAGGUUUCAAUCGCGUUGACAAUCUCCGCUCACAUGUCAAAACUGUGCACCAGGGAAAGACCGGACUGAAAAAACUCAAAAGUAAAGAUGAAGAUGAGGAAGAAGACAGGAAUGUUGUCACUGUUACAACAGAUACCAUGGUUACCUUGGCAACUGAGGCACUGGCUGCUACUGCUGUGACCCAGCUAACUGUGGUCCCGGUGGCAAGCGCGGAUGAAACGGAGGUCCUGAAGGCGGAGAUCACAAAAGCAGUCGAACAGGUUCAGGAAGCCGAUCCGAAUGCUCACAUCCUGUACGCCUGUGAUUCCUGCGGGGAGAAGUUCCUGGAUGCCAACAGCCUGGCACAGCACGUGCGCAUUCACACAGCCCAGGCCCUGGUCAUGUUCCAGGCAGACACAGACUUUUACCAGCAGUACAGCAAUGGCAGCUGGCAAGCCGAGCACGUCAUCCAGCCGGGAGAGCUCCUUUUCCGAGCUCGAGAUGGGGCGGACAUCCCAACCUCCGCUGCCGAACAGACUCAGGUACUGAGCUGCCAGAAUCCAUCACAGUGAGGGAUUGACCCAGGAACCAGGGGCACUGUGCUAGUCAUGUCACGUAGCAGAAGUACUCUGUUCCAUCAGCCAUCCUGAAUGCUGCAAUCCAAACACAGCCUGCUCAUUAAAGAAUUGGAAGCUGUAAGACUGGCUCCAUGACUGCAACGGAACAUGUUACAGAUCGUUCAUGUGCUCUGCAAUCUGUAAAACUGUAUCUAACGUAGACAGCAACACUAAAAGUUCACAGCUGGAGGACCGUGAGGGAAUGCAGUCAGGAUGAAUAAAGGUUGCUACACGACUGCGAGGGGGUGACUUUUACGAUGGUCUCUGCUCUGUUUUCUUAUUGAGUGCACUAGGUCCAGCACUGUUUGGGCUGGGAGAGGGGAGGGGGUGGAAACGAGCUUUCAGAAUUUCAUGGGACUGAAUUAGAAGUCAACAUUAUGUACUCCACAGGAUCACUCUGAUGUAUUAUUGUUAAGUACUUACGAGUGAUUAAGCUAUUUUACCUCCUAUGAGCGAGGGCCAGUUGGCAGUCACAUCUUUACCACACAAUCUGUGCACUGGAUGCAAGACAUUGUUCCAUGCUGUGCCCAUCACGCAGACCGGUAAUAAGGAAAACAUGUUGGACAACACACUGCAAUUGCCAGUGGCUGAAAGGCUCACUGCAGAAAGACCCUCCUAAAGCACUUCAUGCAUCAGAAUUCAGCAGAACUUAUUUAUGUAAGGCAGAUGCUAUCCACAAGUAAUAAAGUGGAAGCUGGUCAUAAAGUGAUUCUGUUUUUGUUAUCUCACGGUUCUGACGUUUUGUAAUUUAAUGGGAUUUCACUUUCAAAACAGGAUCGUUGCCACUCGGAAUCAGGGAUCCGAUUUAGGAUUUGAAGAUCCUGGCUUCCACAGGGCUGUUAAGUGAAAGGAGAAACGAGGCAUUAAUAGAACGAUUACUGCUAUUGAGUCACUGAAAAAAGCAACUAUUUUCACAAUGUGUGUCACCAUGUCAAUAUUUUGAUCAG
Molecule: messenger RNA, 3564 nt
Organism: Mobula hypostoma (lesser devil ray)
Lineage: Eukaryota; Metazoa; Chordata; Chondrichthyes; Myliobatiformes; Myliobatidae
Gene: zbtb17
Product: zinc finger and BTB domain containing 17
Exons: 15
Coding region: 137-2572 (811 amino acids)
Biological process (GO): regulation of transcription by RNA polymerase II
Cellular component (GO): nucleus
Molecular function (GO): DNA-binding transcription factor activity, RNA polymerase II-specific; protein binding
Source: RefSeq, a predicted model, not a curated record